CUUCACCUGGACACUAACUAUGGGGUGGACAACUCUGUGGUUGUGUGUUCUCGCUCUGCCACUAACGAGCGCCAUCCAGGUGAAAGCCAGGAAAGCGCGCCAGUCCAACCAUGUGAACAGCAUCUGCAGCACCUGGGGCAGAGAGCACUUCAAGACCUUCGAUGGAGACGUGUACCAGUUCCCAGGGACGUGUGAAUACAACCUGGCCUCCGACUGCCACUCUGAGUCCUACCAGGAGUUCUCUGUGCACCUGAAGAGGAACGAGGCUACUGAGGCUGAGGGGAACCCUACGGUCAAACACGUAGUGGUCACUAUCAACGACCUGGUCUUCCACCUGACCAAGACUCAGGUCGCGGUCAAUGGAGAAAUUGUAACUCUGCCGUACUACAACGGAGGAGUCCAACUGGAGAGGAAUGCAGUUUACACCAAACUCUACUCCAAGGUUGGCCUGGUUGUCAUGUGGAACGGAGAAGAUGCCGUCAUGGUGGAGCUGGACACGGAGUAUACCAACCGUACCUGUGGUCUCUGUGGAGACUUCAAUGGCCUUCCAGUCCACAAUGAGUUUGUUCAUAACGGUCGUAAAGUGAGCCCCAUUGAGUUUGGAAACAGACAGAAGGUCCACAGGCCCAACGAGGACUGUGAAGACCCCUAUGAAGAGGAAGAGGAAGAUGAACCUGCAGACGUUCAGCCUAAAGAGGACACAUGCAAGGAGUUUCAUGCCCAGUGUGACCAGCUCCUGCGCUCGCCGUUGUGGAGCUCCUGUGGUGCGGUCGUGAACGCUGAGCCCUACAUCCAGGCCUGUGUUCAGGACCUGUGUGGCUGCAGCAACACUUCUGACAGCUUCUGUGUCUGCAGCACCCUGGCAGAGUACUCCAGACAGUGCUCCCACGCCGGGGGACAGCCCCCCCACUGGAGAACAACAGCCUUCUGUGAGAAGCAGUGUCCGUUCAACAUGGUCUAUCUGGAGAGUGGCUCUCCCUGCAUGGAUACCUGUACCCACUCAGACACCAGCUCACUGUGUGAAGAACACCUGAUGGACGGCUGCUUCUGCCCUCACGGGACUGUGUUUGAUGACAUCUCAAAGAGGGGGUGUGUCACUCAGGACCAGUGUCAGUGCAAACACGACAAAGUUUACAACUCUGGAGAAGUAUUCAGACAGGACCGUGAGGAAUGUGUCUGUCAUCAUGGUCAGUGGUCCUGUAAAAGUCUGCCCAGCCCUGCUACAUGUGCCGUUGAGGAGGGUUCACACGUGACGACCUUCGAUGGGAAAGCGUUCACCUUCCAUGGGGACUGUUACUACCCCUUAGCCAAGGUGGAAAGCAAGGAUGAAGCCAGUCCAAAGUUCACUGUACUGGUCCAGCUGGUUCCCUGUAUAAGACAGAAGUUUGACACUUGCCUCAAGAGUGUUGUGGUCUUGCUAAACAAUGAUAGAAACAACGCUUUGGUGAUUACCGCCGAUGGGAAAGUCAGCCACAAUGCACAGAUCACUCUGCCUUACAACACAGCUGACAUCAGUGUGUUCAAGCCCUCAUCCUUCCACAUGAUGCUCCAGACCAGCUUUGGGCUGCAGGUUCAGAUCCAGCUGGUCCCCAUCAUGCAGGUCUAUGUCACCCUGGACGAGAGCUACAAGACCAAGACACAAGGUCUGUGUGGGAACUUCAACAAGGUUCUGUCUGAUGACAUGAAGACCCCCCAGGGUAUGGUGGAGGGAACAGCCUCUUCAUUUGGGAACUCCUGGAAGGCUAAUCCUACCUGCAGAGACAGAGAGGAGAGGCUGGACGACCCCUGCUCCCUCAGUGUGGAGAAUGAGAACUAUGCUAAACAUUGGUGCUCCAUGCUAAGAAGUUCUGACAGCCCUUUUGCCAAGUGCCAUGCCAUGGUGGACCCCGAGCUUUACUACAAGCGAUGCACGUAUGCUAGCUGCAACUGUGAGAAGAGUGAAGACUGCCUGUGUGCCGUCUUCUCCUCUUAUGUGCGAGACUGUGCUACCAAGGGAGUGGUCCUGUCGGGCUGGAGAGAGAACGUGUGUGACAAAUACAUUGGUAACUGCCCAGCGUCUCAGACCUACUCUGACCAGCUCCAGAGAUGUCAGCUGACCUGUAGCUCCCUGGCCAGCAAAAGCCAGGGUUGUACCAAUGACUUCCUCCCCGUGGACGGUUGUUCUUGCCCGGACGGACUUUACAUGGAUGAUAGGGGCACCUGUGUACCCAUGGACAAAUGCCCCUGCUUCCACAACGGGGUCCACAUCAAGCCUGGGAAGUCCAUCAACAUUCAGGAGGAGCACUGUGUCUGCAACAAUGGGAAGCUUCACUGCCGUUCCUGGAAGAUGCGUUCAGAGAGUACCUGCCAGUCGCCGAAGGUGUUCUUGAACUGCUCCAAUGACCUGGGAGUACAGUGUACACGGAGCUGUAGGAACCCGGAUUUCAUGGACUGUUUCUCCGCAGAGUGUGAGUCUGGGUGCAAGUGUCCCACGAGUCUGUGGGAGGAUGGGAAAGGCAUGUGUGUGAAUAAACAUGAAUGCCCAUGCAGCCAUGACGGAUUCCUUUACGCCCCAGGAAAACAGAUCCCAAACGGAUGUAACACUUGCACCUGUAAGAGUGGGAAAUGGGAGUGCACAGAUAAGAAGUGCCCAGGAACCUGUACCAUCUACGGCAGUGGCCAUUACAAAACCUUUGAUGAGCGCACGUAUGGCUUCCAAGGAAAAUGUGGCUAUGUGGCUGUCCAGAACAAAUGUGGGAACCGGCCUGUCCAGGACAAAUUCAUGGUGAUCACAGAGAACAUACCGUGUGGAACCACAGGCACCACUUGCUCCAAGUCUGUUAGGGUUCAACUGGGGAGAACAGAGCUGAAACUAUCAAAGGGGACCCAUGAAGUGGUGGACCUAGGAGUGGGCUCUCAGAUCCAGUACCGAGUGAGGACCGUCGGUCUGUACCUGAUUGUUGAGUCAGACAUCGGGAUCGCAGUGCUGUGGGACCGCAAAACUACCGUCCGCAUCGUCCUGGAGCCACAGCAUAGUGGAGCAGUGUGCGGCCUGUGUGGGAACUAUAAUGGAGAAGGCAGAGAUGACUUCACCACACAAGGUCAGAUGAUAGUCAGCAGCCCUGUGGAGUUUGCUAACAGCUGGAAAGUGUCAAGCACUUGCCCCGACGCAGAAAGCAACGUGGACCCAUGUGGAGCCAGACCCAACCGUCACAACUGGGCUAAGAUGCAGUGCAGCAUCAUCACCGGAAAGACUUUCCAACUGUGUCACAAGAAGGUAGACCCUAGUCUGUACUUUGAGAACUGUGUGAAAGACUCCUGUGCCUGUGAUACUGGCGGAGACUGUGAGUGUUUCUGUACAGCUGUAGCAGCCUACGCCCAGGCCUGCACCGAAGCUGGAGUCUGUGUUGCAUGGAGAACACCAGAAAUUUGUCCUGUGUUCUGUGACUACUACAACGAUCCAGGUGAAUGUGAAUGGCAUUACAGCCCUUGCCACACACCUUGCUUCAAGACCUGUCUGAAUCCAAAUGGGACCUGUGACAACCCUCUUCCCAAUCUGGAAGGUUGUUACCCACAAUGCCCUCCAGAUAGGCCAAUAUUUGAUGAAGAGACCGGGGAGUGUGUUGAGGAAUGCCCACCAACAGGCCCAUCAACAACAACCCCCCAGUCAACCACACCAACACCAACAACAACACAGUGGACACCAACAACUACCACAUUGACAACAGAACCUCCAACAACAUCACCAAUGCCACCAACAACAACACAAACACCACCAACAACCACACCACCACCAACAACAACCACACCAAAGCCACCAACACCACCAACAACAACCACACAAACACCAACAACCACACCAAUUCCACCAACAACAACCACACCAAUACCACCAACAACUACCCCCCAGACACCAGAGCCAACAACUACUCCUUGUAUUCCUACCUGUGAGUGGUCAGAAUGGUAUGAUGAAGAUGAUGAUAAAGACAAGAGUGACUGGGAAACAUAUUGGAAUAUCACGCAGAGUGGAAAAGAAGUGUGUGAAGAUCCACAGGAUAUUGAAUGUGUAGCUACACACUAUCCAAAUACAAGUUUAGAGGACUAUGUAGCUUCGACAGGCCAAGUUGUGGAGUGCGAUGUUGACUUCGGGUUAAUAUGUGAAGAAAAUAAACAAACUCAGAGACCAUUUAAGUGCUUUAACUAUAAGAUUAGAGUCCUCUGUUGCGUUGAAUGUUUAACAACAACACCAACAACAACACCACCAACAACAACUCCACCAACAACAACAACACCAAUACCACCAACAACAACACCAAUACCAACAUCAACUACACCACCAACAACAACAACAACACCAACACCAACAUCAACAACACCAACAACAACACCACCAACACCAUCAACAACAACAACACCAACAACAACAACACCAACAACCACACCAAUACCACCAACAACAACCACACCAAUACCACCAACAAUAACCACACCAACAACAACACCAAUACCACCAACAACAACAACACCAAUACCACCAACACCAACAACAACACCAAUACCACCAACAACAACAACACCAAUAACACCAACACCAUCAACAACACCAAUACCACCAACAACAACAACACCAAUACCACCAACACCAACAACAACACCAACAACAACAACACCAACAACACCAUCAACAACAACAACAACACCAACAACAACAACAACAACCACACCAAUACCACCAACAACAACAACACCAAUACCAACAACACCAUCAACAACACCAAUACCAACAACAACAACAACACCAAUACCACCAACACCAACAACAACAACACCAACAACAACCACACCAAUACCACCAACAACAACAACACCAAUACCACCAACAACAACAAUACCUACAACAACAAAACCACCACCAACAACAACAACAACUCCAAUUCCACCAACAACAACAACACCAAUACCACCAACAACAACACCAAUAACAACAACAACAACACCACCACCACCAACAACAACAACAACAACAACAACAACAACAACAACACCAAUACCAACAACAACCACACCAAUACAACCAACAACAACAACAGCAAUACCUACAACAACAACACCAAUACCACCAACAACAACACCAAUACCAACAACAACAACACCAAUACCAACAACAACAACAACACCACUAACAACCACACCAAUUCCACCAACACCAUCAACAACACCAAUACCAACAACAACAACACCAAUACCAACAACAACAACAACACCAAUACCACCAACAACAACCACACCAAUACCCCCCGAAACAACCACACCAAUACCACCAAAAACAACAACAGCCCCACCAACAACAACAACACCACCAACACCAUCGACAACAACACCAAGAACAACAACACCAACAACAACAACAACACCAAUACCACCAACAACACCAACAACAACAACAACAACACCAGUACCACCACCAACACCACCAACACCAUCGACAACAACACCAAGAACAACAACACCAACAACAACAACAACAACACCAAUAUCACCAACAACAACCACACCAAUACCACCAACACCAUCAACAACACCAAUACCAACAACAACAACACCAAUACCACCAACAACAACACCAACAACAACAACACCAACAACAACAACACCAACAACAACCACACCAUUACCACCAACAACAACACCACCAACACCACCAACAACACCAACACCACCACAAACAACAACAUCAACCACACCAAUGCCAACACCAACAACACCAACACCACCAACAACAACAACACCAAUACCAACACCACCACCAACAACAACCACACCAAUACCACAACCACCAACAACAACAACACCAGUACCACCAACAACAACCACACCAACAACAACAACAACAACACCAGUACCACCACCAACAACAACACCAGUACCACCAACAACAACAACCACACCAACAACAACACCACAUCCACCAACAACAACAACCACACCAACAACAACACCAAUACCACCAACAACAACACCAACAACAACCACACCAAUACCACCAACAACAACACCACCAACAACCACACCACCACCAACAACAACACUACCACCAACAACUACCACACCAUUACCACCAACAACAACCACACCUAAACCACCAACUACAACGGAAGCCAUAACUCUAACCACAACCCCAACGACAACAGAAGAAUCAACCACAACCCCCAGGACAACUGAAAAACCAACCACAACCCCAACAACAACAGAAGAACCAACCACAACCCCAACAACAACAGAAGAAUCAACCACAACCCCCAGGACAACUGAAAAACCAACCACAACCACCCCUGUCAUAGACACCACAACCACUAAAGCUCCUACAACAACACCUAAACCACCAACUACAACAGAAGCCACAACUCCAAUGACAACCACAUCACCAACAACCCAUGAAUCGGUUGUCACUGGUCCUCCAAUAACACCAGAACAUCAAGUCAGUUCAAUACCAACCACAACUGGGUCACCAACCCCUCCACCAAUCACUUGUCCUGAGUGGGACAAAGUGCAAAAUGAAACUUUCUGGCUCUGCAACUGCACUUUGGCCAUAUGCAUUGAAAACAACACCAUUGAGAUAAUUCCGUAUGAAUGCCCAGAGCCUGAGCCAAUCACAUGUACCAAUGGCAAGAAACCAGUGCUACAAUGGGAUGAGUUCUACUGCUGCCAACGAUUCGUGUGUGACUGCGUCUGUGAGGGUUGGGGAGACCCCCAUUACAUCACCUUCGACGGGCUCUUCUACAGCUUCCAAGGGAACUGUACCUAUGUGCUGAUGGAGGAGAUGUUGCCGCGUCACCACUUCAAGAUCUACAUCGACAAUGUCAACUGUGAUCCCACCGAGGACGUGUCUUGUCCUCGAUCCAUCAUCGUGUCCUACCACUCAACAGUUAUAACACUGAAGAAUCACAACCUCAUUGGAGCUGCUCAGUUGGAGGCUCUUAUUGAUGGAGUUUCCCUGAGACUACCCUUCACGCGGCACGGUGUGAAGGUGAUGAACUCUGGUAUCAACAUGGUCUUGGAGAUAGCACACCUCCAGGUGGUAGUUACCUUUGGAGUCACUGGCUUCAGCGUCAACCUUCCUUGGCAACACUUUGGCAACAAUACACAGGGUCAUUGUGGAACAUGUAGCAACAACCAGGCUGAUGACUGCAUGUUGCCUGGAGGUCAGCUGGUGGAGAACUGUGCUGUGAUGGCAGACUACUGGCCAGCCAAGGACCUCUACCAACCUGAAUGCCAUGUGCCACCUGGAAUCCCCACCAACUCUCCUCUCCCUGAACCCACACAGAAGCCAUGCAAGCCAGACUCCUCUGUCUGUGAUCUCCUGAAGGACAGCAUUUUUGCAGCCUGUCAUCCAUUUGUCUCACCUGACAACUUCUACACGGGCUGUGUCUAUGACAGCUGCCACGUGUCCAACCCAGCGGUGGAGUGCACCAGUCUGCAGACAUACGCUGCUGCCUGUGCCCAGUUUGGAGUAUGCAUCUACUGGAGAAACCACACCGAGCUCUGUGCCAGCGACUGUCCAGCUGACAAAGUCUACAAGCCCUGCGGUCCUGCAGAACAGCCAACCUGUGAUGACAAUCCAGACGAGUCUAGGAUGAACUUCACCACAGAAGGCUGCUUCUGUCCUGAUGGGAUGAAACUCUUCAACAAGGACUCAGGGAUCUGUGUUGAUAAGUGUGGAUGCAUUGACCCUGAAGGAGUUCCACGAGAGUUCAACGAGAGGUUUGAGUACAAGUGCCAGGACUGCGUUUGUUUGGAAUCCACCAAGACUGUGAACUGUAAACCCAAGGUCUGCUCCAAACCACCAGUAGAGAUAUGCACUGGACCAGGCUUUGUAUAUGUCAACCAAACCGAUCCAUCCGAUCCAUGCUGCUCUAACCUCGCCUGCCGUUGUGAAAGCAGCACUUGCCCACCUACCAACAUGAACUGUCCUAUUGGGUUCGUGCCAGUGGUUUCAGUCCCUGAGGGGAAAUGCUGUCCGGAACACACAUGUGAGCCUAAAAGAGUUUGUCUUCACAAAGGCAUGGAAUACCUGCCCAAUUCUAAAGUACCGGGAUCAGAGUGCCAGGAGUGCACCUGCACCAACAAAGUGGACCCCAAGUCUGGUCAUUACCAAAUUGACUGUGGAUUCAUGCAAUGUGAUGAAGAUUGUGAAAAGGGAUAUGAGUACCAGGAGCCAGACUACUCCUCAGAUGACUGCUGUGGUAAAUGUGUUCAGACCCACUGUGUCCUCCAGAUCAAUGGGACCAAGCAGUUGUUGAAGCAUGGAGAUACAUGGUCUGCUCCUGGUGACAAGUGCCAGCAGUACAGCUGUGUGAAAAACGGUGAUAGUUAUCUGACCCAGAGCUCCAACAUCCAUUGCCCACCCUUCCAGCAGGCCAACUGCCAGCCUGGUUCAAUUCAGACCGCUGCAAACGGCUGCUGUAGAAUUUGUGUGGAGAAGGACAAGGCCUGUAAGGUAGGAUCCAUGAAGAGUUUCAUCAACCACAAGAGCUGCCAGUCUGUUGAGGAGGUGGAGAUGCCGUACUGUGAGGGAUCCUGCAACACCUUCACCAAGUACUCUGCCAUGGCUGCGUCUCUGGACCACUCGUGUGCCUGUUGCCAGGAGUCCCGGUCCAGUAACCGCACGGUGGACCUACGGUGUCUGAAUGGAGAUGUGGUGCCCUACACUUACCUACACGUGGAGGAGUGUAGCUGCAGACACAGCGACUGCAACAGAGCCAUUAGGGUGCCUGCCCGCAGGACACGCAGCAACACGCUGGUGUAAAUGGGAUCUGUACUAAUACAGAUGGGAAUGGUCCAGCACCAAUCCAUUCGCUGCUUACUAAGGAACACCCUGCUACCCUGCUUCACACGGCUGUUAUUUAUCUAAUCGCUUUGAUUUAUAUGUCAAAUGAAGAUUAAAUUAUAUUUACAAUGUAGAAAUGUAUGCUUACUUAUCUUAUUAAAAUGCAACCUUCAAAUAC
This is a messenger RNA of Oncorhynchus kisutch (coho salmon), 8984 nucleotides long. RefSeq names its product mucin 2.1 (gene muc2.1). The record is from RefSeq and is a predicted model, not a curated record. The transcript is spliced from 50 exons. NCBI's taxonomy places the organism in Eukaryota, Metazoa, Chordata, Actinopteri, Salmoniformes, Salmonidae. Gene Ontology annotation, molecular function: protein binding. The coding region runs from base 20 to 8785 and encodes 2921 amino acids.